Messenger RNA from Lymnaea stagnalis (great pond snail), 1138 nucleotides. The record is from the annotation of a GenBank genome assembly. Lineage: Eukaryota; Metazoa; Mollusca; Gastropoda; Lymnaeidae.
AAGUGACUUUGACCGGGACACAGUUUGUUGAGCGUGGGGGGCAGAUUCAACUUCAGUGUAACGCCACUGGUGGUGAGCAGAUAGCUGAGCAAAUCGAUUGGUUUAAGGUGAGGAACUUGAAGUUGAUGUAUCAGCACUCCUUCAUUGAUAACUUCCCUAGUGUUCAUUUUUUUUUUCAUUGAUAACCUCAUUCAUUUUUUUAUGAACAACUUCCCUUGAGCAAAUUUUUUUUUUUCAUCAAAAGCUUGUCUACUAUCGACUUUUAACAAAACAAUAAUGUCAUUAUCAUGUCUCUGGUUCAUAAUAUUCAUGGUAAUAACUAUUCUUGUUUAACUAGUUGGAUCAUGCAGAUAUGUUAAAUAGUCUUAUUUUGGUGUAUAAAAUGUCGAUUAUAUAAACAAAAAGAUAUAGGAAUGGUGUGGAUAUUUGUAUGUGAAAUUAAAAAGGGGGGAAGGCUGCGCAGGGUGGGACACUUAGAAAGAAUGACAGAGGAAUAAAGAGGGUGCACCACCGAAACCCAGAGGAACACUGCUCAAAGGCAGACCUAGGCUUAGACAUAUGGAUGAUUGGGAAAAGGUCUACCGCAGCGAAGGAAUCCAAACAAGGAAAAGAAAAGCAUUAGUUAGGUCUGAGAGGAAUGAAGUGGUGAGGCAGGCCAAAGCCCUACAUGGGCUGUAGCGCCACAGGGAUGGAUGGAUGGAUGGAUGGAUGGUCCUAGUGGAAAGAAUUGGUGAGGCAGGCGAAAAACCUACAUGGGUUGUAGCGCCACAGGGAUGGAGAGAUGGAUGGUCCUAGUGGAAGGAAGUGGUGAGGCAGGCCAAAGCCCUACAUGGGCUGUAGCGCCACAGGGAUGGACGGGUGGAUGGUCCUAGUGGAAGGAAGUGGUGAGGCUGGCCAAAAACCUACAUGGGCUGUAGCGCCACAGGGAUGGAGAGAUGGAUGGUCCUAGUGGAAGGAAUCGGUGAGGCAGGCCAAAGCCCUACAGGGGCUGUAGCGCCACGGGGAUGGACGGGUGGAGAGGACCUUUACGAAAACUUGGUAUUUUUAAUGCAUUAAUGAAAUUCAUUUCAAACUUUCUAUCGUUAAUCCAUUAUUUUAUGCACAGGACGGAAAUAUAGUUCAAGGCAAGAAAUUCCAG